This is a messenger RNA of Hyaena hyaena (striped hyena), 836 nucleotides long. It is a transcript of the gene CUNH1orf105, whose product is annotated as chromosome unknown C1orf105 homolog. NCBI's taxonomy places the organism in Eukaryota, Metazoa, Chordata, Mammalia, Carnivora, Hyaenidae. The transcript is spliced from 7 exons. The record is from RefSeq and is a predicted model, not a curated record. The coding region runs from base 56 to 604 and encodes 182 amino acids.
AGCAGUGAGGGGAGUCCCCCAGUCUCCAGCUAGAAAAAUCCAAGACAUCUGAGAGAUGGAGAAAAAAGAACUAAAGGUUUCCGUGCCAAAAUUUGACAAGAUCCCUUGGUUCAGUGAGGGCAGCCUCACCAACAAGCCAUUAGUGCUCAGCCUCCCCAAAAGAUCUCCUCAUGCUUCUGCAUUUCUGGCUUCACCUAAGAAGGAUAUGCAUUUGCCUGCUUUGUUUCAAGUUCCAGUUGUCUUAUCUAAGGCCAGGAGGGACAUGAGUAACCCCACACUGGCCAGAAACAAGCAGCUGUGCUCCACAUGUCAAGAAAUAAAAAUGGUACAACCAAGAACUCUGAUGAUUCCUCAUAAUCUGAAACUAUCCUUUGAGAAUUUUAUGAGUCAUAGAAUGAGUCUUCCUCCACCAAAAGCCAAGACUGUAUCUGAAGAUUCCAGUAAUGACAUCUCAACAGAGAGUAUUCACUACAGACUGCCCAUUAUGGGCCCUAGGACAGCUGUCUUCCACGGACUGUUGGCAGAUACCUACAAAUCUCUGCAGGAGAUGGAGCUCUCUUCUUUGCCCAGAAAGGAGCCCGUGGGCAAGAAAAUGAUGCAGUGAAUGGUUGGAGCUCAUCCUCUUCCAGACUCGCCAAGAGAAAACAAGUUAACCAAGCCUGUUUCUGACGCUAACGUAUUCUCAUAAUUCCCCCCACCCCCAGUCACCAAAAAGGUGACUCACUUUUGCCUUUGUGGUUGCUAGAAUUCUAGCUCUUGCCAGUCUCCUUCUCACUUUUCCUGAAGAUAAGUGGUUUAAUUUACAUGAUGAUAAAGAUUUGCUGAUUCAAAUGGAA